AUGACUUAUCGGACCACCCUGAAUCUUCUUUUUUGUCUGAAAAGGAUUGUACCAAACUUCAAGUGUGACACAGAGAAGAAUUUGAUAGCUGUCAUUGGAGGACUUGAUUCAGAAACUUCACUCUAUAUGGCUACUCUCUUAGGCAUCUAUAAGAUUCCACAGGUCUCGCAUUAUUUAUUUGGUCCUGUGCUGGAUGUUAAAGCAUACUUUCCUUUUAUCCAUCGAGUAGUCCCCAAUGAACAACAUCAAUACUGGGGAAUUGUUGAACUCCUUAAGCAUUUCCAAUGGACAUGGGUUGGGAUCGUCACACUGGAUGAUGAUAAGGGAGAGAAUUUUGUGCAGACCUUGAUACCAAUGCUUUCUCUGAACAGAAUCUGUGUUGCUUUCACUGACAGAAUGCCUCCUCCAACAGACUUUUCUCAAUUACACGAUGUGUAUUUACAGACAGAAAAAAGACUUCAUCUUUUCACAAAUAACAAUGUAAAAGCACUUGUUGUUUAUGCAGAGACACACUCCAUUUUAGGUCUGAAAUAUCUACUGGUGCAAACAGGAGAUGUGACAGUUACUCUAGACAGAGUCUGGAUUAUGACAGCCCAAUGGGACUUCCCCGCAUUACAGUUUCACAGGCAUUGGGAUAUCCAAGUCUUUCAAGGAGCCCUGUCUUUUGCAGUUCACUCCAAUGAGGUGCAGGGAUUCCAAAAUUUCCUCCUGGGUAUUCAUCCGCACUCACAAAGCAGGGACAAUUUCAUCAGGCCCUUUUGGGAGCAAGCUUUUGACUGUUUAUUUUCAGAAUCCAAUGAAUACAGAGAAAGCGAUGGAACUUGUACUGGGAAAGAAAAACUGCAAAGUCUUUCCGGGCCCUUUUUUGAAAUUAGUAUGACUCCUCAAAGCUACAGUAUAUACAAUGCUGUCUAUAUUGUGGCACAUGCUUUGCAGGCCAUGUACAAAUUAAAUUCCAAACAUAGGCUGGCAAAACCAACUCUGGCUCCACAACCUUGGCAGCUUCAUUCCUCCCUGAAGAGAAUUUCAUUUAACAAUAGUGCUGGAGAUCAGAUGUCUUUGGAUGAUAAAGGUGAAUUGCAAAGUGGAUUUGAUAUUAUAAAUUGGGUGACUUUCCCAAACAAAUCUUUCUCAAGGGUGAAAGUAGGAAGGAUAGAUCCAUGGGCCCCACAAGACAAAAAAAUCUCCAUUAAUGAUGAGAUCAUCACAUGGUACCACACAUUCAACCAGAUGGCACCCUCUUCAGUAUGUAAUGAUAACUGCCAUCCAGGUUCAGUUAAGAAGAAAAAGGAAGAACAGCCAUUCUGUUGCUAUGAUUGCAAUCGAUGUCCAGAAGGGAAGAUUUCUGAUAAAAACGACAUGGACAUAUGUAUCCAGUGUCCAGAAGAUCAAUAUCCAAGUAGCAAUCAAGACCAAUGCAUUCCCAAAGUUUUUAACUUUUUGCUUUAUGCAGAAAAUUUGAGCAUCGUUAUCAUUUUUAUGACUUUUUCAUUUUCCACAAUCACGGCUUUGGUAUUAGGAAUAUUCAUUAAAUACCGAAACACUCCUAUCGUUAAAGCCAACAACCAAGAUCUCACCUACACUCUUCUCGUCUCUCUCUUCCUCUGCUUUCUCUGCCCAUUGCUUUUCAUUGGUCAGCCCCAGAAAAUAAAAUGCCUCCUAAGGCAAACCACAUUUGGCAUCAUCUUCUCAGUUGCUAUUUCUUCUGUGUUGGCAAAAACCAUUACAGUGGUGUUAGCAUUCAUGGCUACACAACCAGGAUCCAAGAAAAGGAAAUGGAUGGGGAAAUGCAUGGCGGUUUAUAUUGUACUCUCCUGUUCCCUCAUUCAAACAGUGAUUUGUAGUGUGUGGAUCAGUAUCGCCCCUCCAUUUCCGGAUUUUGAUAAGUACUCCUUACCUAAAGAAAUAGUGAUACAAUGCAAUGAAGGAUCUGCAUUUAUGUUUUAUUGUGUUCUAGGUUACUUGGGACUCCUGGCUAUUGUCAGUUUUGUGGUAGCUUUUUUUGCUAGGAAGUUGCCUGAUGCUUUUAAUGAAGCCAAAUUCAUCACUUUCAGUAUGUUGGUAUUUUGCAGUGUGUGGCUGUCCUUUGUGCCAACCUAUCUGAGCACCAAGGGGAAAUACAUGGUGGCUGUGGAGAUCUUCUCUAUAUUAUUCUCUAGUGUUGGUUUACUAGGCUGUAUCUUUUUCCCCAAAUGUUUUAUAAUUGCUCUGAAGCCUGAGUUAAACAGCAAAGGAUAUUUAGCAAGGAGAAAUAGAGCUCAGUUUUUUGAGUGA
Molecule: messenger RNA, 2274 nt
Organism: Anolis sagrei ordinatus
Lineage: Eukaryota; Metazoa; Chordata; Lepidosauria; Squamata; Anolidae
Source: RefSeq, a predicted model, not a curated record